Molecule: messenger RNA, 342 nt
Organism: Oppiella nova
Lineage: Eukaryota; Metazoa; Arthropoda; Arachnida; Sarcoptiformes; Oppiidae
Source: the annotation of a GenBank genome assembly
AAUGUGAAGCAUGUGUUCCCAAAAGUGUACAAUAGGUGUGAUUUGGCACAAGAACUCGUUCGUAGAGAUAGUCCACUCUUUCAGGACUUGAAUACAUGGUUGUGUGUUAUUCAAAGGGAAAGCUCUUAUAACACGAGUGCACACAAUGUAUACAAUGGAGAUCACGGCUUGUUUCAGAUUAACGAUCAGUAUUGGUGUGACCCUCAAAAUGGCAAAUACAGUGCAAAUGCCUGCGCGAUGCCAUGCACCUAUCUCAGGGACGAUGACUUGACAGACGAUAUUCAAUGCGUUAAACAAAUAUUUAAUAUUCACGGCUUUAAGGCCUGGUAUAAGAAUUUUAUA